Molecule: messenger RNA, 210 nt
Organism: Desarmillaria tabescens
Lineage: Eukaryota; Fungi; Basidiomycota; Agaricomycetes; Agaricales; Physalacriaceae
Exons: 2
Coding region: 1-210 (69 amino acids)
Source: RefSeq, a predicted model, not a curated record
AUGACUGCUCUGUUGUCCAACUUGUCGGAUUCCUGGGGCUUGACUCCGCCCUUUGAUGUCGUUGCGUUCCAUGAUGAAUUGGCUCGAACGCACUCUAGAAAAUGGACAUUCGUCAUGAACGCCGACGCAUCCAUACCAUCUACCAAACAGAACAUGACGUUCACCUACGCAUCUCUGGCGUUGGUUGUUAUGGAUACGAUGAAGUAUUAA